AUGCCGUACGCUGACUCGCGUUCCGCCGUCCCGGCGGCCACAAGCUCCUCUUCAAGCCCAGUAUCGCCAAUCACCUCGCUGCCCGUGGAGCUUUUCCUGGACAUCGCGACGAGGCACUGCCCUCUAACGGCGAAGAACCUUAACGCCCUCGCCAGGACCUGCCGCAGCCUCUACGAGCUGCUGAACCCCCUUCUCUACCGAUUCAACGUCGAGACUACGGGAGCAAGCGCCGCCAUGCACGCAGCAAGACACGGCCACGUUGCGGUGCUUGAGCGCCUGGCCGCUCAUGGCGCCGAUUUUGCCGCCGUCAAAGACGAGGAUGGAUGGGAGUACGGCCCCGUCGGAGUGGCUGCGCGACACGGACAGGACGAGAUCCUCUCGUGGUUUCUCCGGCAGACCGGCGUCGGCGAGUCGCCGCUCGUUCUCCACAGCGCUCUGGUCGGGGCCGUCUUUGGAGGCCACGUCCAGAUCUGCCGUGUGCUUCGGCAGCACGGCAUAGAGCUCCAGGUUCUUGCAAAGAAGGAGAAAGGGCUGGCUGUUGCUGAUGCCCUUCAACGAGCCAGAGCUGACGUGAUUUCGGCACUUGCUAAGCGUCUCAUUGGAGAGGAGGCUGAGCACCUCAUCAGGAAUGGGGACUUCCCGGAGGACGCGGCUAUGGUGCCGAAGGAGCAUGACUCCAAUGAGGAGCAACACGGAGUGAAGCAGUGCCUCACCAAACAUGCCGAUUCCAUCAAGGCCACCAACAAGACGAUUCACGACAGCAAUGGCCAAGAGACGCCCACCAACGCGUUGACAGCCACCCCGUCGCCCUCGUCCAUGCGCCCCGCGCAGCCAGCCACGGGGGUUGGAAGCCUUCCCACUGAGCUGAUGCUGGGCAUCGCCAACACCCUUGGUUCCUCGGACCUCAACUCGCUCGCCAGAUCCUGCCGCGGACUUUCCAACCUCAUCACUCCGCUACUCAUUGGCACUCUUGAACGGCUCGUCGAGGCCGGCGCCGAGGUCAACUCCAUGGUGUCUGAGCCAACCCGUCGCUUUUGUCCAAUCCACAUCGCAGCAAAAUACGGCCAUGUCGAGGCGCUGGCGUGGCUCCUCGACCACGGUGCCCAGAUGGACGACCUCAGCCAGGGAACGAGAGAAGGUUACGGCGGACAUGCCGGCCCCAACAUCACGGCCUUGCACGCAGCCGCCACGUGCAACAACGUGGCCUUGAUAGACUACCUCGUCGAACGGAACUUGGUUCACCCGGCGAGGGCCAACAGAUGGGGCGGCCCAGCACUCUACUACGCGGCCGUCGGAGCCCAUUCUGGAGGAGGGCCUUUUGAAGGCGCUGGGAGUCGGUGGAUAACAAGCUGA
Parathielavia appendiculata is the source of this 1353-nucleotide messenger RNA. RefSeq names its product ankyrin. The record is from RefSeq and is a predicted model, not a curated record. The coding region runs from base 1 to 1353 and encodes 450 amino acids. Gene Ontology annotation, molecular function: protein binding. The transcript has 5 exons. Lineage: Eukaryota; Fungi; Ascomycota; Sordariomycetes; Sordariales; Chaetomiaceae. Gene Ontology annotation, cellular component: nucleus; cytoplasm.